AUGGAAGAAUGUAAUCUUGUGAAUACACCAACAGAAUUUGGAGUAAAGUUAAACAAGGAUAAAGAAGGGAAGAAAGUUAAUAGUACACUCUACAAGCAGAUUGUUGGUAGUUUAAUAUAUUUAACUACUACAAGGCCUGAUAUUAUGUUGUUUGUGGGUCUGAUUAGUAGAUACAUGGAGAAUCCAACAGAGAAUCAUCUCUUUGCUACCAAGCGAAUUCUUCGUUAUUUGAAGGGAACUAGAGAUUUUGGAUUAUUCUAUAAGAAGGGUGCAAGAUCUAAUUUAAUCGGCUUUACCGACAGUGAUUUUGCAUGUGAUCAAGAUGAUAGGAAAAGUACUUCAGGUCAUGAAGAAGCAAUUGUAAUUUACUGUGAUAACAAUUUUGCUAUAAAACUCUCUCAAAAUCCAGUCUUACAUGGUCGAAGUAAACACAUAGAUGUCAAGUAUCAUUAUUUGUGUGAACUCACCAAUGAAAAG
Molecule: messenger RNA, 477 nt
Organism: Capsicum annuum
Lineage: Eukaryota; Viridiplantae; Streptophyta; Magnoliopsida; Solanales; Solanaceae
Product: secreted RxLR effector protein 161-like
Exons: 2
Source: RefSeq, a predicted model, not a curated record